Molecule: messenger RNA, 3244 nt
Organism: Amphibalanus amphitrite
Lineage: Eukaryota; Metazoa; Arthropoda; Thecostraca; Balanomorpha; Balanidae
Exons: 2
Coding region: 1-3000 (999 amino acids)
Biological process (GO): DNA integration
Molecular function (GO): RNA-DNA hybrid ribonuclease activity; nucleic acid binding
Source: RefSeq, a predicted model, not a curated record
AUGGCCGUCAACGGGUCCCGGCUGCCAAGCAGCGGAGUAACGGAGGUGGCGGUUCAGCUGAAGAGCGGCGGGCCCGCGGUGACGCUCAGCGCCGUGGUAGUGCCGGACAAACCACUGGGCGUGGAUAUGCUGGUGGGGAUGACCGGCAUCGCGGCGCUGGGCGGGGUGACAGUGCGGGCGGCGGACGAUGUGGUGUUCGGUGCCAGCGAGAGGCCCGACGUGGCCGUGCCGGGCCCGGGAGGGGUGCCGCCGCGAUGCAGCGCCGUGACGCCCCCGGCGUUGACCGUGGAAGAGCGAGACUUCACGGUCACUUAUGACGCGAAAAGUCAACACUGGACGGUGGCGUGGAAGUGGCGGAACGGGGCGGAGCCAGGGUGCCUGAGGAACGGUGUCCCCCAGUACGGCGUGCCGGCCGAGGCACGGCAGGAGUUUGAUGCUGAACUCCGUACAUGGAUCGACAACGGCUGGCUGGAGCCGUACGACGAGACGGUGGACGGGCCGCCGCGCGGGCUGAUCCCUCUCAUGGCUGUUGAACAGCAGAACAAGACUAAAGUACGACCAGUCUUAGACUGCCGCGAGCUCAACAGCCAUGUGGAGGCACACACGGCCGACGCUGACGUAUGUGCCGACACGCUGAGGAAAUGGCGGCGGCACGGGGCCAACGUCGCCGUCGUCGACCUGAAGAGGGCGUACUUGCAGCUCAGGACCGAUCGUCGGCUGUGGCCGUUUCAGACAGUCGUGAUUGAUGGCCAAAGGUACGCUCUUACCCGUGUCGGAUUCGGGCUCAACGUCGCGCCUCUCAUCAUGAAGGCGGUGGUGCGGACGGUGCUGCAACAGGACCCAGUGAUGCAGGGCGCCGUCAUACCGUACGUCGACGAUCUGUGCGUCAAUGAGGACGUGGUGAGCGCGGAGCGCGUGAUCGCCCACUUCGCGAGCUAUGGGCUCCAGUGUAAGCCGCCGGAGCGGGCUGCGGACGGAGCGCGGCUGCUGGGACUGCGUGUGGAGCCAGUCGGGGGUGGGCUGGCCUGGAGGCGUGACAACCCAGUCGGCUCACCGCCCGCGGCAAUGACGCGGCGCUCCGUGUUUUCAUGGUGUGGUCGUAUCGUGGCGCACCUGCCGGUCUGCGGUUGGCUGAGACCAGCGACAGCGUGGCUGAAGCGUCGUGUCAACUCUCUCACACGCGGGUGGGAUGACGUCACACACGACGCGGCCCUGCGGGAACAGCUGAAGCACGUGGCUGAGCGACUGGCGAGCGAGGACCCGGCCCGUGGGCAGUGGUGCGUGACUGGGCACCGCGCCGUACUGUGGACGGACGCCAGCUCGAUAGCCGCCGGCGUCGUGCUGGAGAGCGAGGGAGGUGACGUCAUCGAGGACGCGUGCUGGCUCCGCCGGGACGAGGCCACCCACAUCAACAUGGCGGAGCUCGACGCCGCCGUGCGGGGCAUCAACCUGGCCCUGGCGUGGGACAUGAAGACCAUCGAGCUGAAGACGGACUCCGCCACUGUUCACCGGUGGGUCAGCGACGCUCUGAGCGGGCGCGCGAGACUGCGAACCAAGGCACAUGGAGAGAUGCUUAUCCGCCGGCGGGUCGACGUCAUCAGGCAGCUGGUCGCAGAGCUGGGCAUUUCUCUCACCGUGUCUCUAGUCCGCUCGUCUCAGAACCGUUCGGACACGCUGACCCGAGUGCCGUCCCUGUGGUUGCGUCAGGACUCGCAGCCAGCGGACCAGCGGCCGAGCGAUGGACAGCCAGUGGCAGCAGCGGCAGUGGUUGGAUCGGAAGUGGGAGACGGCGGCGGCGCCGUUACCGUGGACUUCCGACAGGCCGUCACUGACGUACAUGUCAGGGCGGGUCACCCGGGUGUCCGACGAACGCUGUAUUUCGCGCGUCGGGAUGUGUCAUCGUCGAUUUCCCGGAAAGUGGUCAGGGAAGUGGUGACGGCCUGUGACGUCUGCCGCGCGGUUGACCCGGCGCCGGUGACCUGGAGGCACGGGUCGCUGGCUGUGGAGGGGACGUGGGACCGGCUGGCCAUCGAUGUCACGCACUACGGUGGUCAGUCCUACUUGUCGGUGAUAGACUGUGGCCCGUCACGGUUUUGUGUGUGGAGGCUGCUGCGGCGGUCGGACGCGGCGACAGUCACGAGUGAACUCGAACAAGUGUUCGCGGAGCGAGGCGCACCGGCUGAGCUUCUGGCGGACAACGACACCGCUUUCCGCAGUCGUCAGUUCGCCGCUUUCGCUGCCCGCUGGGGAGUGCUGCUGCGUUUCCGCGCAGUGCAUCGCCCCAGCGGGAACUCCAUCGUGGAGCGGAACCACCGCAGUGUCAAAGUGAUCGCGGCGCGGAAGAAGUGUGGCAUCGGAGAGGCCGUGCACCUGUACAAUAUCACGCCCCGUGACGGCGGGACGGCGGCUGAGGCGCCCGCCAACGGCAUCUACCGCUACCCUGUGAGGGACGCCGUGAGACAAAGAGCUACCGCCGGAGCGUCCGAGGAGGCCGUGAUAGGACGGCCGCCAGCCCGGCGGGAGGGCGACUUCCAGGUGGGGGACGCCGUGUGGGUGAGGCGGCCGGGCACCCGCUGCACCGAGCGGUCGGUUCGAGGAACGGUGUCUGGCGUGGUGUCGCCGCAGGUGGUUGAAGUGGGCGGCGUGCCUUGGCACAUCAGAGACCUCCGCCACUGCGGUGACACCGGGGGACCAGCAGCAGGCCCUCGGACCCCCGACCGGGGCAGCGGGGGCCCACAGGAAGCGGAGGAGGACCGUGCCGGGUCCCCGAUCGUCAUGACAUUCGGUUAUGAGGGCGAUGGCGCGCCGGGGCGCCCGGUGGAGGAGGCUGAUGAUGCGGGUGGUGAAUGCGGCCGGUCUGAGAGCGACAGCGGCGAAAGGGUGGUGCGCCGAGGUCAGCGUAAUCGGCGGCCGCCUGACUUCUUCGGCCACGUGGUGCCGAUUGAUGCGUUAAACAGCAGCAGCGGAAGUGAUGAUCUUGAGGAUCAGGGUGAGGUGUAGUCUGUGUCUUAGUCAUUGCGUGGUUCGAGCGAUGAUGGUGCGCGUCGUAUUGCGAGCCAGGGUCUUAUGGCGACGGUGAGUCGGCGGAGGGAGAAAUUGAUCAGCCUUUGUCUAGGGUUCAGAAUGACGUGAUAUGACGUGAUAUGACGUGUACAGAGGUAUGAUCUAGGCUAAUGUGGUGAAGCCGGGCAGUGCGCUCCGGGACACGAGCGGGUACGGGUGUGAAUAGAGGCAUCUGAGUGUA